AUGACGACGAUGAUGAUAGCGAUGAAGACGACAAUGACGACGAUAAUGAUGAUAGCAAUAAAGGACGACGAUAAUGAUGAUAGCGAAGAAGGUAACGAUGACGACGACGUUGAUGAUAACCAUGAAGGUAACGAUGACGAUGACAAUAGCGAUGAAGGUAAUGAUGAUGAAGAUGAUGAUGAUAGCGAUGAACGUACCAAUAACGACGACGACGACGACGUUGAUUAUGACAGCGAUGGAGCUUACGAUGACGACGGUGAGGACGAUAGCUGUGAAAGUAACGACGAUGAUGAUAGCGAUGAAGGUAACGAUGACGAUGAUAGCGAAGAAGGUUCCGACGACGACGACGAUGAUGAUGAUAGCGAUGAAGGUAACGAUGACGACGAUGAUGACGAUAGUGAUGAGAGUGACGAUUAUGAUUAUAGCAACGAUGAGGAUGAUGAUUAA
Molecule: messenger RNA, 447 nt
Organism: Anneissia japonica
Lineage: Eukaryota; Metazoa; Echinodermata; Crinoidea; Comatulida; Comatulidae
Product: prostatic spermine-binding protein-like
Exons: 3
Coding region: 1-447 (148 amino acids)
Source: RefSeq, a predicted model, not a curated record